Messenger RNA from Callithrix jacchus (white-tufted-ear marmoset), 10288 nucleotides. The record is from RefSeq and is a predicted model, not a curated record. Lineage: Eukaryota; Metazoa; Chordata; Mammalia; Primates; Cebidae.
AGAGUUCUAGGAGCAACACAAAGUUUUAAAUGGCACAAUAAUCAGCCAUCUACUUCAGUGCAAAACCAGUUCAUCCUCCCAUCUGUGGCCAGCUCAUUGUCUCAUUAAAUAUUUCACUGUGAAUGACCCAUAUGUAGAAAAUUGGGAGCUAAUGUAGUAAAUAUAGAUGGAAUUAAUUCAAAAAAUUAAAAUAUACUAACUUAAAAUAUAACAGGCUUCAGGGCAUUGUUUCAUGUAGCCAUUUGACUCAUGUAUUUGUAUAUUCUCACUCUGUAGAGAUGAUUUUCUCAAUUUUCACUUGGAAAGAUGGAGGCAGGCCAAGGCAAAAUAUCUUUCUUGGAGUCUUAUGAUAAAUGAAGACAGCAGCAGCACUAGGUCUCUCAAGCUUUGAGGACAAUCCUAUGAAGCCAAGUCAUCAUCCUCUCCAUCCCUUACAUUUGUUUGCCUCUUCACAAAUAGCAAACACUUUGCUGGAUAUAUGGAUUUACCUUCAUUGCAUACCUAGCCUAUCUGAUAAGCUGAAAAACGUAGACAACGUGACAUAGGGAUAGCUUACCAGAAGGCCAAGACAUGGAAAGGAAACAUUAUGAAAUUUUCUUUCUUAAAGACUUUUAAGAACCAGGAGCAGUGGCUCAUGCCUGUAAUCCCAGCUCUUUGGGAGGCCGAGGCAGAUGGAUCACCUGAAGUCAGGAAUUCAAGACCAACCUAGCCAACAUGGUGAAAUUCCAUCUCUACUAAAAAUACAAAAUUAGCCGGACAUGUUGGCAUGCACCUGUAAUCCCAGUUACUUGGGAGGCUGAGGCAGGAGAACUGCUUGAACCCAGGAUGUGGAGGUUGCAGUGAGCAAAAAACACACCACUAUACUCCAACCUGGGCAACAGAGUGAGACCUCCUUUCAAAAAAGACUUUAAGUGAGUUUCCCAUUUCAGAGAUGAUUAGGGAUACUUCAUUUCUUAGAAAACCCCUCCUCUAGCCUACAUAUCUCUCCAACAAAGGAGAAAGUGUAACAGAUUUCAAUACUCUGAGGAGUAAGUUCUUUUUUUUCUUUAUCUGAAGGAAAUCAGAGAAUCCUUGCAUGUUAAACUAGAAGGGACCUUAGAGAUAAUUUAGUUUAACAAGAUUGGAAAUAAAAAUUCAGGCAAGUAAGGGGAAAGAAACUCGUCUAGAUACAUAGCCAGUGAGUAGCAGAAGCUUCAAGGAGGAGAUUAGAAAUGUGAGUUAGUUUCAUGGAGAAAUACAUAUACAUUAAGGGGUGCUUAGCAUAGGAACAGUAAUGUGAAGGGAAGAGAUGGAUGGAAAAAGAGAGGUUACUUUCAAUAAGGAACAGCUACAGAACUCCAUUCAUACAUUCCUUCAGCAAAUAAUUAUUGAGCUUCUAUCUAGGCACCAUUCUACAUUUUGGGCACAUAGCAGUGAAGAAAACAGAAAAACUUCCUGACAUUAUCGAGCGUACAUUCUAGUUGAUAGAGACGAUCAAUAAACAUAAUUAACAGAUAAUCUAUACAGUAUGCUAGAUGCAGUUCUAAGGAGAAAAUAAUGCAGGAAAGGGGAAUAUAAAAUUUCAAUGGCUAGAAAUGAACUCCCAGAUGAGGUGACCCAGAAAGAGUGUAAUACAAUUUCAAGGGCCAGAGAUCAACUCCUAGACGAGGUGACCCAGGAAGGAUGCACUGAAAAUAUGCCUUGUGAGUAAAGACCUGGGGGAAGAGAGAAGGUGCGCUAUGCAAGAAUUUGGGUUUCAUAAAUAUGGAACAACAAGUUUUUCAUAAAUACAGAGCAGCAGGGUCAAAGGCUCUGGGAAAGGGAUGGGCAUUUGAGUGUUUGAGGAAUGGUGAGGAGGCCAGUGUGACUAGAGCAAAGUGAGCAAGUGAAGGGUGGUAGGAAGUUCGUUCAGAGAGGUGAUUGUGUGGUAAACCAUAUAGGGCCUUGUAGGUCAUAGUAAGGAAACUGGUGUUUAGUGAGGUUGAAAUAAGAAUCUAUAGUUAACAAUAUGAAACUAUGUACCUAAAUUUUAAUAAAGAGUAAGCCUUAUGUUAGGUGUCUGUAUUACAAAGAUAAAAGAGAGAAGGAGGAUGCUUUUAGGGAUGUUCAUUAGAUUUAUGGCAUUAUUUAUGGUGGCUGUUUCAUGAGUAUAUACUUGUCUUCAAAUGCAAGAUAUAUACACAAAAUAUGUGUACCUUUCUGUAUGUCAGUCAUACUUCAAUGAAAAUAGAAUAAAUUUUUAAUGGAAAAGUGACCUGAUCUCACUUACAGUUUAACUGAAUUAUUUGAACUGAAUGGGAAGAAGGCCAGAAACAGGAAAACCAAUGAGGAGGUUACCGGAAAAAUCCAGGUGAGUGAUGAUGAUGCCUUGGAAUAGGGGAUGGCAGUGCAGGUGGCAAGAGGAGUAGGUAGAUUCUGGAUAAUAGCUCUGAAUGCUUAGGAAUUUAUAUGUUAAUUUACUAUCUAUGAGGUUCUCGUGAUCCCCCAGGUACUGUUCUAGGUUCUAGGAAUACAUCAGUAAACAGCAGACAAGGGGCCUGUUCUCAUUAAAUUCACAUUUGAGUGGUAGAUUCUGGAACUAUGGGAAAAUGGAGGCAAGCACAAUCUAGGAAUAAGAGACACUCCAAACACAGACAAUAUUUUAGCUAAGACAUUUGUCAGAAGGUGCACUGUUGGUGGAGAUUAGUAACUCAAGCUAACCGAGAUUCAACCACAUCUAUAUAUAAGAUCUAUCUUGGAAAAUGAAGUGAGAAAGUCAGGAAGAUGGCCUCCCUUUCCUGUCUUCUUAGUUAGGAAAAAUUAUUUAAGAAGACAUCUGGUGGAGGAGGGCUGGAGAACUUUUCAUAUAACUAUUUUUAAAAAGGAUAAGGAACUUUCCAUUUUCUUGGGAUUGAGGAGGGGAUAUUAACUUUGCCUCUGUUCACAUUAUAGAUAUCUAUUCCAUCUGUGUACCAUGUCUUCUGAAAAGACAACAAUAAUGAUUCUGCACAACAUAAUUCUUUCCACCUUUCUCACACCAUCCAUCUUAUUCUCAUUCUUUCAGGUAACAUUAAGUAGCCAAUUGGCAUCCAUUUAAUGAAUAGUGGCAAGAGGGAAAGAUGGCCGUGAACAAUGUCACAGCAGUGUUUCAGUUUCUCCUUAUCGGCAUCUCUAACUAUCCUCAAUGGAAAGGCACGUUUUUCACAUUGGUGCUGAUAAUUUACGUCAGCACAUUGUUGGGGAAUGGACUUAUGAUCUUUCUUAUUCACUUUGACCCCAACCUCCACACUCCAAUGUACUUCUUCCUUAGUAACCUGUCUUUCUUAGACCUUUGUUAUGGAACAGCUUCCAUGCCCCAGGCUUUGGUGCAUUGUUUCUCUACCCAUCCCUACCUCUCUUAUCCCAGAUGUUUUGCUCAAAUGAGUGUGUCCUUGGCCUUGGCCACAGCAGAGUGCCUCCUACUGGCUGUCAUGGCCUAUGACCGUGUGGUUGCUAUCAGCAAUCCCCUGCAUUAUUCAGUGGUUAUGAAUGGCCCAGUGUGUGUCUGCUUGGCUGCUACCUCAUGGGGGACAUCACUUGUGCUCACUGCCAUACUCAUCCUAUCCCUGAGGCUUCGCUUCUGUGGGGCUAAUGUCAUCAACCAUUUUGUCUGUGAGAUUCUCUCCCUCGUUAAGUUGGCCUGUUCUGAUACCAGCCUCAAUGAACUUAUGAUCUUCAUCGCCGGUAUAUUCACCCUGCUGCUGCCAUUUGGAUUUGUUCUCCUCUCCUAUAUACAGAUUGCUAUGGCUGUCAUAAGGAUUCACUCAGCCCAGGGUAAGCUCAAGGCCUUUACCACGUGCGGCUCUCACUUGAUGGUGGUGACAAUCUUCUAUGGGGCAGCCAUCUCCAUGUAUAUGAAACCUCAGUCCAAGUCCUCCCCUGACCAGGACAAGUUUAUCUCAGUGUUUUAUGGAGCUUUGACACCCAUGCUGAACCCCCUGAUAUAUAGUCUGAGAAACAAAGAUGUUAAAGGGGCAAUAAGGAAAGUUAUGUUGAAAAGGACAUGAGCCUUGUUCUCUUUUAAAUGUCUCAAAUAACACAUCUUCCCUGAUGUAGAAAAUGGUUUUAAAGGAUCUGACUUGAUCUUUGGAAGUCAUAUGAGAAGCUUCAGGAAGUGCUCCCACCACAAAUAUUAUUCCUACUGAGACUUGAUUUGCCGUUAGAGGUAUUAUUUUUGCUCUCCUUUGCAUAGAAUAUUAUUAGUUGCUACCUAUUAGGUUACUCAUCUUUGGGUAAAUGAACUUAUCAGAGGAAUUUUCUCACUGACAGAAGAGACCUAUACAGCAAGAGAAUCUUCUAUAACUGUUGACAGCAGGCAAAGCAUAACUGAAAUUGGAAAACGAGACAAAGAAUGGUGUAACAAAAGGCCAGAAGACCAUUGUCAGAAUCUUUACAACUUUACUGAGGGCAAGCCCUCCUAUGUUAAGCACAAUCUCCUUGUUCCACUUAACCUUGGAAUCCUGAGGAAAAUUACCAUAGCUAUUUCCUACAUUUGUGUAGUGUUUUAUACUUGCUUUUUUUUCAAAACAUCUUUCUAUUAAUCUAUUUUAUAUUCCUAAUUUUCCUAUGGAGUUGGUAAGAACACCACCGCAAUUUCCCCCUGUAUUAACGAUGAGGAAACAGAGUAGACAUUGAGACUCAUCUAAAGUCAUACAUAAUUGAUAGUGGAGUCAAAAUUAGAAUUUUUGAAACUAAGUCUGUAAAAUAAUUUGGAAUCAUAGAAUUAUAAAUGCAGGUACCAUUUAUCAAGAACUUAUGAUAUGCUAGGUGCUGAGUGAAGCUCUCUGUAUCUGUCAUCACAUAGAAUUCUCACAGUGGUUCAUUGCCAUGAUACUAUUUUCUUUCUUUCUUUCUUUCUUUCUUUCUUUCUUCUUUUUUUUUAGACGGAGUCUUGCUGAGCUCUGUCUUGUAAUUGCACAAUCUCAGCUCACUGCACCUCCACCUCCCAGAUUCGAGCGAUUAUCCUGCCUCAGCCUCCCACAUAGCUGGGACUACAGGCACCCACCAUCAUGCAUGGCUAAUUUUUUUGUAUUUUUAGUAGAGACAGAAUUUCACUGUGUUAGCCAGAAUGGUCUCAAUCUCCUGAUGUCAUGAUACACCCUCCUCGGCCUCCCAAAGUGCUGGAAUUACAAGCGUAAGCCAUCAUGCCCAGCCCACUAUUUGCAAUCUAUAUUUAGAAAUGGGGAAACUGAGACUCAUAGAGGUUAUGUGCUUUGCCCAUGGCCACAGAAUCAGUACUUAAAUCUACGACAGGUUGAUUCCAGAUCUCACUAUGUUUGAAGGUUAUAAGGAACCCUAGAGAUGAUUAAUGUAUUAUUUUAAUCAACUUUAUCAUGAUAUAAUUUGUAUACAAUACAUCGUGUCCAAUUACAGUUUGUAAUUCUAUGAGUUUUGAUAGAUGCUCACAGAAUCACCAUGACAAGCAAGCUACCUAACAAAUUCGUCACCUACAAAAGUUUCCUUUUGCCCUUUUGUAACCCCUCCCUUCCUCCCUCUACCCCCAAUUCCUGGCAACCAGUGAUCUGAUUUCUUUCACUAUAUGUUAGUUUUUAUUUUUUUAAUAUUGACUAUGAAUGGAAUCAUGCAGUCUGUACUCUUUUGUGUCUGGAUUCUCUCACUCAGCUGCUUUUGAGAUUUUUCUAUGCUGUUGCAUGUAUUAGUAAUCUGUUCCUUUUUAUUGCUGAAUAAUAUUUCAUUGUGCACAUUUAUCACAUCUUAAAAACCCAUUUUCUGUUGAUGGGCAUAAUGCAGUAUUUUUCAAAUCUCGAUUUAUAUAUUUUUAGGGGUUCAGUUGUGGUGCCUGGAGCCUGCUAAUGUGGAGGCUGUUUCCUGUGAGCUACUUCAUCUGAAAAGGGAGUUCUAAAACUAUAAGGAAAGGUUCUGAUAAACAAUGAUCUAUUACAGACAACUGAUUUUAGAUGAGAAAUCUGAGGCUCAGUGAAUGUGGAGUAAAUUUCCCAAGAUCACGAAAUUGUUUGAAAGCAGAUCUAGGAUGAAGACCCAGAUACCCUGUCUCCUGGUCUCACUUUUCUUUGGGCCUCCACCACACAUGCUGAAGUCAUCUCCCAAGCAGCCUUUUCUACCUGUUUGUGAUGAACCAGACACAAACAGGUAGAAGAAAUGCAAUGCACAGUACCUAGAACUACUGAGCAAGCAGAUAUUCAGUGUAUUCCUCUUACCAUGACUGCUGGGGACUGCUGUGACAUUGUAUGAUUUUGCAAAGGGAGUGCUACAGAUACAAGGAGACUGUCGCACAUGCUUACUAACUAAAUGAAAAACAAUUGAGGAUGAAUAAACCACUUAUCAAAACAGCUUAAUUUCAAAAUAAAUGCAACAUUUAUUCAAAUCGUAUAUGUUGUUAAAGGUACAUGAUACUCUUCGUCUCUGAAAUAAUGUUUGAAUAUCAAGAAAGAAAAAAAUUCAGAAAAAGGCAACUGAAUUCAAUCUUUAUCCAUUGAGCAAACAUUACUUUUCUACUUUCAGGCAGGCACUGUGCUAGGUAUUAGGAUAAGACUCAUGCUUUGUGCAAAAUGUUCCCUACUAUCAAGAUAAACCUUUCAAGCAAACAUUGUGAAAUAGACAUAAACUGGCACAAUCAAUGAAAUAUUAAAAGAAAAAAGUGCCUUCGCAUAGAGGAAAAUUUAGAAAUUAGGUGGGAUAUUAAGAGCAUAGGUUUUCAUGAUUCUACCUUUGGAGAGAAAAACAUUCCCUUAUUACAGGUUGGUUUACAGCUUAAAAUGAGAUGCACAUUUUCACUCAUGGUUCCUCUACUACAAAAUGCUAUAGCUACGUCACUAGGUCCUUUCUCCCUUUAUUGACUUGUUGGUAUGGGCACAGCCUACAGACAGAGUGACACAGUGGAGUGUGGAGAUGGAGGUAGUACAAUUGAUUCUGCUACUAACUAACUGCAUGAUCUUAGUUAUAUCUCACCCUGGCCUUCAAACUUGCUCAUCAAUAUAACAGGAAGAUUGUGUUUAGUUACCUAAGGACCUCUCUCUAGUUCUAACAUUCUGCAUCUAGGUGAUAUUUUAUAUAGGGCUUUCUCUUAUUUUCUUUAAAAAAUGCAAGCAUGUCAUCAAUGUACUCUGCAACCUGCUUUUUCCAUUUGACCAUAUAUCAUGAACAUUCCUCCAGAUCAAUAUAUAUAGAUUUAUCUCUCUGAAUUUGAAUGUUAGCUUUGACUGUAAAAGAAGGCAAACACAGCAGCUAGUUAACACAGCUCGGGCCCUUCCAGCACUAACAUUCAGUUUCUAGGCACUAACUCUAGAGGCUAUCUAAUUUUACACUGAGAUUAAUUUAUUUUCAAGAUAAAAAUGAACUCUGUUAGGGUGUUGUGAAAUGAAAUCGAUACUGGGCUUUUGAAAACUCCUCAGGUUGACAAUACUUCUCUGCCUGAUCAACCACAGAGAUCCCAUGAAACCUUCCACUGGGCUCCUCCGUACUUUCCAUCCCAAAUGCUUGAGUAGUGAAGCUUACCUUGCUUCACCCUGGAAAUUAAGAUGGAAAGACUGUGUUGAAACUGAGAUGGUUCUGUCAAAAAUUGAGAAGAAACUUUACAAACUGAAAAGCAGGCUCCAAAUGAUCGUUUUCAUUGAAAUAUUCAUGGAGAUUUCAGAAAAAGACAUAGUGCCCCAUUCAUAGGAUUUGGGUUUUCAGUUGAAGAGAGGCAGUGGAGCACAGCUAUUUAGAGCACAGGCCCUGGGGCAAAACUUGUUAGAUUCCGUCCUUUCUUCUGCCACUUCUUCACUCAAGUCACCCUCUGCUUUGGUCUCUGCACCUGUAAAGUGUAGCACUCUGAGUUUGUUCAGGCAAACAGAAGCUACUCUAUAGCUAUUUCAGGAAGGUAUUUAACACAGGGUAUUAGGGUCCUACAAAGCCUUUGGAAGGGCUAUGAAAGAAAAGAUAAGGGAACAUUGCCAGCAAAAUCAGACAGUUGUAGGAAUUGCAGGAAUCAUGGGAAAUUUUAGAGAUUGUUAGGAAACUGCUAAUGAUGUCACUGAAGCAGAUGUUUCACAGGAGAAUGCUCAGAAGUCACUAAAAUCUUUUCUGAUCAAGCCCACACACCUAAACAAGAUGUCAGGAAGAGCAAUGAUAGUGUCCACUUCUCUUCUGCUUGCCAAGUUUUCUGCAAGUACCUCUCAUGGGUGGAAUCCAAAACUGAACUUUACUGACAAACAACUGUAGAAAAUGUAGCUUCCAAUCUUGAAAAUACAAGUGAGAGCUGGCAAAAGUGUUGAAUGUGACUUCACAGAUUGGUUACGAGAACAUAUAUUAUUCAAUCUAUGUAAAUAAAGCACAUAGAACAAUGUCUGCCUAUACUUAGAGUUCAAUAAAUUUUAGUUGUCAUGAUGGUGUCCAGAUUAUCUGUGGCUAAGAUGCCAGGAAUUGAAGUGCCUACUUGCUUCCUAAAUAGUGCAUCCUGAGGCUGCUCCUUCAAUUGUGCAUUCAAGCAUUCAUACAGAUAGCAUCCACUGAAUAUAUAUUUAUCACUUGCCUACCAUAUAGCAGGUACUGUGCUCAUCAGUAGGGAUGUAGUGGUGAGGGAAGCAUACUUGUUCCUUUCCCUCAAAGAGUUCACCUCAAAGGUGGAGAGAAAGACAUGUAUACAGGCAACAUUAUUUUGUAAAGUUCUACCUUCUUAGUUCUUAUGUUGGUAAAGCACUUCACAAACAUUACAACUUAUUUUAUUCUUGAGCACGUAUUCUCUCCUAUCAUCCUCAAAAUAAUUUAAUGAGAUAAGUAGAGCAGAUAUUGCUGUGAAUAUUAUUAACUGUCAUUUGCAGAUGACAAAAAAAUUAAAGAGGCAAUAAUAUUUAUCAAGAUCAACAAUUAGUAACAGGAUUGGGGUCGGAAUACAAUUCUCCUGAUACCUAGAUUAAUGAUCUUUCUGAUGAGAGCCUGGUGGGUUCAUGGAGUUCUUGGAAGAGGAAUAGGAAGAAGGUAAGAUUGUUGCUAAGCAGAGAAAGGAAAAGACAUUGCAAGUUCAGAUUGUCUAGGUUCAAAUAGCUAGGUUCUGACCCUUACUAACUAUAUGACCUUGGACAACUUUCUGCCUCAGUUUCCAUAUCUAUAACAGGAACAAUUAUAGGACUGACCCUUGUAGGUUGUUAAAUCAGCUAAUUUAUCUAAAAUGCUGAGAACUGUGGCUGGGACAUAGCAAGCUCUCAAUAAACAUUAACUAUUUUUAUCAUUGUUAUUGAACAUAUUAUUAUUACUGAAGUCCCAAUUGACUCAAAAGUAGUUGAUCCCCAUCUCACUGGGCACCUUCUCUUUCUCCUCGUUUUCUCCACUAGUAAUGUGCAUAGUAACUGUUUCUGGUUAAGUGUGAACAGCAGGUCAAACACUUUCACACUGCAACAUCAUUACAGACUGGGAAAAAACAUGCUCAGGCAUCAGGAAGUCAGGAUUCUAGUCUGGGUUCUGCCAUUAAUGAGCUAUGGAACUCUGAGUGAAUCACUUAACCUCUCUGGACUGCAUCUGUUAUACAGGGGAAAAUAUAUUCCUUAACCUACCUCAUGGAAUGGUUAUGAGAUCAUAGAUGUUAGAUAUUAAAAAGUUAAAAAAAAAGUUAAAAGCAUAUUACAAAUGCUACAUGAUGGUAUUAUCAUUAUCCUCAGAGUUAAUCUCUCCAUCUCCUUCUCACUUACACUUGACAACCACUCACUCACUGAAUUUUACUGACUCCUGUUCUGAAACAUCCCCCCAACCCACCGCCUCUUCUCUGUCCUCAAUAUAUCUGUCCUAGUUCACUGCUUUAUCAAUGCAUACCAGAAUGACUAUAACACACUCCUGUUUUUCUCUAGUCCAGUAUUACUUCCCUCUAAGUUAGCCAUCCGAUCACUGUCUCCAUAGUGAUUUUUCUAUAGGGAAAAUCUCAUCAAUCUCAUCAUGUGACAUCACCCCUACUAUAAUCCCACUCCCAGAUUAGAAAUUUCCAGUGGCUCCCUAUUGCCCACAGGAUAUAUGACAUUAACUGAAGCCCCUGCUAGAAUCUCCAUUCUCAUUGUCCGCCGCAUCUCCACAGACCCCAAGCUCCAGGAAGACAAUACUUUAUUUUCCUGAACCGUUUAUGUAACUGUGCUGCUAUACACACUGUUCUCUCUGCCUGCAGAACCCUCUCAACUUCCUAUGUCUGGUAAAAUCUCAGUCCUCCUUCAAGGACCAAAUCAAAUGUCAUUUCCUCAGUGAAGCCCUCUUCAAAGCUCAUUCUACCUUGUAUAAUCCUUGGUAAAUUACAUAAUUCCAUGUCCUUUGCUUAAUAGCAUUGCUUGACUCGCAAUUUAAUGCAUUA